CAAAUUGAAAGCUGACUUUUUUUUAUAUUACUUCUAGAAUCUAGUGUAAAUUUAUAUCGUUUAUUUAUCUAAAAUGAGUUUCUUUGAAAUGCUAAUAGAACGAUACAUUUCAUUUCGUUUGUAUAGAAGUAAUUAGUGAUUGAAUAAUAUUUGGAUUUUGUUCCCGAUGAAUUUUAUACAAUAGUGCAUUCAAUUAUUUACUUCACGUAUCAUCUUUGGUAUCUUAAUCACUUGCCAUCUGGAACGGUUUGAGAAGUCAUUCAUAGUAGAAUUUAAGUGAGACUAAUACAUUUUCAUCAACAUUUUUGUCAUACAGACAUGAAAAUGGUGCUGUCUCAAAGACAACGUGAAGAAUUGAACAAAGCUAUAGCUGAUUACUUAAGUAGUAAUAGUUAUUACAAUGCACUGGAAGGUUUGAAGAAAGAUGCUGAUAUGCCCGGAGAGGUAGAAAAUAAAUAUGGUGGUUUACUAGAAAAAAAAUGGACUUCUGUAAUUAGAUUGCAAAAAAAAGUAAGCGAAUUAGAAUCAAAACUUUCCGAGUAUGAAAAAGAAAUUAACUCUGGUGCUCCUAAAAGAGCAUUACGCUCACCAAGUGACUGGAUUCCAAGAGCUCCAGAAACUCAUUAUUUGACUGGACAUAGAGAAACAGUAGUAAAAGUUAUAUUUCAUCCAGUUUUUAAUAUUCUUGUAUCAGCAAGUGAAGAUGCUACAAUAAAAAGUUGGGACUAUGAGACUGGUGAAUAUGAAAGAACUCUGAAAGGUCAUACAGAAGCUAUACAAGAUGUUGCUUUUGACGAGAGUGGUAAAUUGCUAGUGUCUUGUAGUGCUGAUAUGAGUAUUAAGUUAUGGGAUUUUAGUCAGACUUACGAAUGCAUUCGUACCAUGCAAGGCCACGAACACAGUGUGUCGGGAGUUUGUUUCCUUAAAGGUGGAGAUUUUAUAGUUUCUUCAUCAAGAGAUAAAACAAUUAAAAUGUGGGAAGUUAAUACAGGAUACUGUGUUAAAACAUUCACUGGGCAUCGUGAAUGGGUUAGAAAAGUGAAAGUUUCUCCGUGUGGCCAACUGUUAGCUUCUUGUUCCAAUGAUCACACUGUUAAAGUUUGGGUAAUUGCAGCUACUCAAUGUAAAGCAGAUUUACGAGGCCAUGAACAUGUAGUAGAAUGCAUUGCAUGGGCACCUGCUGCAGCGUCAUCGACAAUUAAUGAAGGCGCUGGGGUUGAUAAAAAGAAAAAUGGUUAUGAAGGACCUUUUAUUAUAUCUGGUUCACGAGAUAAAACCAUUAAGAUGUGGGAUGUGGCUUCACGUUCAUGUCUGUUUACUAUGGUUGGACAUGACAAUUGGGUACGUAGUUUAGUGUUUCAUCCUGGUGGUAAAUAUGUGAUAUCUGCUAGUGACGACAAAACACUUAGAAUUUGGGAUUUGGCAAACAAACGAAAUAUGAAAACUUUAUUGGCCCAUAGUCAUUUUUGUACCACAGUUGAUUUCCAUCGAUCGCAACCAUUUGUAAUAACAGGUAGUGUGGAUAAAACAAUUAAAGUUUGGGACUGUCGCUGAUAGUACAAAGUCCCGACAAUUCGUGUUGUUAAAAUAUGCUCUGCUUUGCUAAAUUUAAAAAAUAUCUCCACUACAUUAACACAAAUUAAGAUUUUAAUUUCUAGUCUAUCAUAGAAGUGUAGGUAUAUUAUUGCCCAGCUUUUAUUUAUGUGAAAAUAGCAUUGCUUUUUAAAUUUUUUUAUAUAGAUAAUAUAUAUAUAUAUAAAGAAAUAACUAGUUCUUUAUAUUUUAGGUAUGUGUAUUUUUUAUUUUUCCUCCCAAUAUACUAGUACAUAAAAAAACAAUAGGUUUUAAAUAUAAUUUUAUGUUAUUUUAUUUAUGUGCAUAUUUAGCUUUCUCGUUUGAUGACGAUGUAUCAUUUUGUUUAAAUACUUUUACU
This is a messenger RNA of Adelges cooleyi (spruce gall adelgid), 1933 nucleotides long. It is a transcript of the gene Lis-1, whose product is annotated as lissencephaly-1 homolog. Gene Ontology annotation, molecular function: protein binding. Lineage: Eukaryota; Metazoa; Arthropoda; Insecta; Hemiptera; Adelgidae. The transcript is spliced from 9 exons. The record is from RefSeq and is a predicted model, not a curated record. The coding region runs from base 319 to 1554 and encodes 411 amino acids. Gene Ontology annotation, cellular component: preribosome, large subunit precursor.